This is a messenger RNA of Lucilia sericata (common green bottle fly), 558 nucleotides long. RefSeq lists its product as uncharacterized. NCBI's taxonomy places the organism in Eukaryota, Metazoa, Arthropoda, Insecta, Diptera, Calliphoridae. The coding region runs from base 1 to 558 and encodes 185 amino acids. The record is from RefSeq and is a predicted model, not a curated record. The transcript has a single exon.
AUGGCUCAGAGGACAGUAUUUGGUUGGGUCCUGACAGGACCCAUCGAUAUUUCGCCUAAAAAUUCUAUCAGCGUUUUUACCACUUUUAUCAGCUAUGCGGAGGAAGAAAACUUAAAUGAAAAUCUUUUGAAGUUCUGGGAGCUAGAAGAGCCACCCAAGCGAAAGAACUUGUCGCCUUCCGAUAGGAGAUGUGAGGAAAUAUAUAGGAAUACCACUAAACGGAAUUCGAAAGGAAGAUAUAUAGUUUCACUACCCUUUAAACCCGAAUUUCCUCAGGAAAUUAAUUUAGGAAUUUCGAAAACAGGUGUUCUGAAGCAGUUUGUCAAAAUUGAAACGUCUCUUAUGCGUAAACCAGAUGUGAGGAGAAUGUACGAUGAGGUGCUGAAGGAGUAUCUGGAACUGGAUCAUAUGAGGACAAUAAAAGCUGGAGAUCUGGCCGUUAAACACUCGUGCUAUUUACCUCAUCUUCCAGUAUUGAAACCUGAGAGUAAAACUACUAAGCUUAGGGUUGUGUUUAAUGCUUCAAAUAGGACAGCCAUUGAGAUGGCGAUUAUUUAA